Messenger RNA from Vitis riparia (riverbank grape), 887 nucleotides. RefSeq lists its product as uncharacterized. The record is from RefSeq and is a predicted model, not a curated record. Bases 109 to 612 code for a protein of 167 amino acids. NCBI's taxonomy places the organism in Eukaryota, Viridiplantae, Streptophyta, Magnoliopsida, Vitales, Vitaceae. The transcript has a single exon.
UGCAAGGAACCAAAACAAAGCAUUAAGAGAGAGAGAAAGGAGGAGGGAGUACAUAAGACUCUGCGUAGCCAACUUUUUUUGAUUAUUUGAAUUCUUCAAUCUCCAUCAAUGGCGUCUGGCAAAAGCUACUACGCUCGUCCCAACUACCGAUUCCUCUCCGGCGAUCGUGACGUUCCUGCGAUCACUUCCGAGGCCGUCAUAGAGCUUGACGAGUCCGAUAUCUGGAGCUCCUCCCACUCUGCCUCGCCCGAGUUCCGCAAUCCAGUGCCGAGUUCGCGACUCGCGAAGAAGCCGUCGAAGCGUGGAGAGUCAGGCGAUCGCAGCACCGCGACGGUCGGAUCGCUGCCGGUAAACAUUCCGGACUGGUCCAAGAUCCUUAGAGAGGAUUACAGAGACAAUCGGAGCAGAGAAGCAGACGACGACGAUGAUGACGAUGACGACGAUGGCGACGCAGCCAGCCGAGUCCCUCCGCACGAGUUCCUGGCAAGGCAGUUUGCGAGGACUCGGAUCGCUUCCUUCUCGGUGUACGAAGGGAUUGGGAGGACUCUGAAAGGGAGAGAUCUGAGCAGGGUAAGGAAUGCAAUCUGGGAGAAAACUGGAUUCCAAGAUUAACACGACGGAAAAAAAAAUAAAAUUGACAAAUAGCAGGCGAAAAAUUACGUUAGUGUCCAUCAGAAAAAGAGAGGUUUCUUCUCCAUAGUUUUGCUUCUCCUGACAGGGAUUUUUUUUUUUUUUUUGGUGUCAUUUUGUUCCAUUUUAUUUUAUUUUGGGGUUAAUGACUGCGAGGAUGUGAUGAAGAGGAUGAUUUCAGUUCUUGUAAUUCUAACUUUUCUUUGAGACUGUAUUCGAAUUUACAGAGAAAGUAACGGUAUUUUGUUUUCUUUUCU